CUGGCCUCAGAGCUGUCCUUCUUGCAGGAGCCCACUGAUGUGAUUGCAGUGAGAGAUCGUCCACUCAUGCUGGACUGUCGGGUACAAGGCGAGGAACCGAUCAUGAUCACGUGGCGUAAAAAUGGAGUGCCUUUACCCAAUGGCCCGCGGGUUCGGGUGCUGGAAAAUGGCACUCUGUUGAUCCAAAGCUUCCAGAAACGUAGAGAGGGCAGUGAUGCAGACAUGGGCGAGUACGAUUGUGCUGCCCAAAACCGCUACGGCAUGCUGGUCAGUCGCAAGGCUAAAGUUCAUCUGGCAUCUCUUCCAAAGUUCCACACCCACCCAGUGUCCAUGUCUGUGGAUGAGGGAGGUGUUGCUCGCUUCCAGUGCCAGAUUAACGGAGUUCCUGAAGCCAAAAUCACGUGGGAGAGAGACAGAGUGCUGCUGAACACCACCGACAGCAGGUACACUCUCCUACCGAUGGGGAUCCUCCAGGUGACCGGCGUCAGACAGGCGGACGCUGGAGUUUUCCGCUGCGUUGCCACCAACAUCGCCAACACUCGCUACAGCAGCGAGGCCACGCUGAACGUCACUGGUGGAGCUCCCAGAACCUACAAGGAGCCGAUCAUCCUGUCGGGGCCCCAGAACCUCACCAUCACUGUCCAUCAGACGGCCAUCUUGGAGUGCAUUGCCACAGGAAACCCAAGGCCUAUUGUCUCCUGGAGCAGGCUAGACGGACGCUCCAUCGGGGUGGAGGGGAUCCAGGUUCUGGGCACGGGGAACCUGAUGAUCUCAGAUGUUUCCUUGCAGCACUCUGGUGUUUACGUCUGUGCAGCUAAUCGUCCGGGCACCAGAAUGAGACGCACUGCACUCGGACGCCUCGUGGUACAAGCUCCUCCUGAGUUCCUGCAGUGGCCACAGUCUGUGUCCAAGCCAGCAGGGGGCAGUGCAGUGUUCACCUGCGUGGCCCAGGGUGUUCCUGAGCCUCACCUCAUCUGGCUGAAGAACGGCAAGGUGCUGAUGCCUGGACAGAACGUAAAGCUGACCAACAACAACAGCACUCUGGCUCUGACCCGGAUCACCUCAGAGGACGAGGCCAUCUACCAAUGCAUUGCUGAGAACAGCGCUGGUACCAACCAGGCCAGCGCACGUCUGGCCGUGGCUCAGGCCAAAGACCUGCCUGCUGCCCCUGCAGGGCUCCAGGCCAGCUCCCUGUCCACCAACACGCUGCAGAUCACAUGGAGCCAGCCGCCCGCCAACGUCACGGAGGGCAUCAUCGGAUACGUGCUGCACAUACGCAAACUAGGAGAGCCUGACAGUCUGGAGCUGCAGGAAGCCAUCAGUAAAGGCACCUUCCAACACGACGUGACCAACCUGGAGGCAGCCACCACCUACUCCCUCUACCUGAAGGCCUACUCUCCAAUGGGAGCCAGCCAGCAGUCCGGCACCGUGGUGGCUACCACACUAGGGGGUGUGCCGACACCACCCACCUACUUCACCAAGGUGAUGAACUCCAGCGCCGUGCAGGUCCUUUGGGAGUUCCCCAGUUCGGCCGGUAAGGCUGAGGGCUUCAGACUGUCCUACCGAAGGGUCCCCCAGCCCGAAUACCAAGGGCCAGUUCAGCUGCCCUGGCACGUCAACGCCCACACCAUCUCCAACCUGGAACCUGGUGCCGUGUAUGAAGUCAAGCUGGUGGCCUACAAUGGAAACGGGGAGAGUGACUGCUCCAAGAGACUGGUGUCACUGGCAGAGGAAGGCACGAGUGACCAAAGCACUGGAGGAAGCAGUCUGUGUCAGUGCCGGGAUGGAGAGGCCUCUCUGGGCAGUAUUGUCAUCGGCAUCCACAUCGGCACCGCCUGCAUCAUCUUCUGUGUCCUCUUCCUCAUGUUUGGAUACCGGCGCAGUCUGUUUUGCAGCAAAGGGACUCAGGAGAGCUGGUCUGUACAGAGAGUCAACACAGGGCUCAACGGCAUCCCUAAAGAUGAAGGACAGCACUCCAGAGCGGAGUCUCAGAUGGUGUGUCCAGCGCAGUGCCAGGUGAUGAUCGAGCAGCAUUCAUCAGGUUUGCAUGGGCGGGCGCUGGCUAGCACUGGGCAGUAG
Stegastes partitus (bicolor damselfish) is the source of this 2079-nucleotide messenger RNA. Its product is annotated as immunoglobulin superfamily DCC subclass member 3. Bases 67 to 2079 code for a protein of 670 amino acids. The transcript has 13 exons. Gene Ontology annotation, molecular function: protein binding. The record is from RefSeq and is a predicted model, not a curated record. Gene Ontology annotation, biological process: cell-cell adhesion. Lineage: Eukaryota; Metazoa; Chordata; Actinopteri; Pomacentridae.